AUGGGCAAGAAGAGGAAACAUGCUGAAAAUACUGACUUUGAAUAUGACCCCAUACCUAGACAUUUAGUUACAUCCCAUAUAAAGAAGCAAGAAAAACGUUUAAUUGUGGUAUUAGAAAGUGCGCAGUUAGAAACAGUAAAGAAUGGGAACAGUUUUGAAUUACUAAACUGUGAUGAUCAUGCUAAUAUUUUAAGGAAAAAUGAUAGAGAUCCUGGUUCAUGCCGUCCAGAUAUAACUCACCAGUCUCUCCUUAUGUUAAUGGAUUCUCCUCUUAAUCGGGCUGGACUCUUACAAGUAUACAUACAUACAGAAAAAAAUGUGCUCAUAGAAAUCAACCCUCAGACAAGGAUACCUAGAACUUUUAAAAGAUUUGCUGGAUUAAUGGUUCAACUCUUACACAAGUUCUCAAUUCGAGCAUCAGAUGGACCAAUGAAACUGCUUAAAGUAAUUAAGAAUCCGAUUACAUCACAUUUACCAGUUGGGGUGAAGAAGAUCACUAUGUCAUUUAGUUCUAAAAUGGUUCAGACAUGCAGAGAAUUAGUUCCUAAGGAUGAGCCAAUUGUUUUGAUAAUAGGAGCAAUGGCUCACGGAAAGGUGGAUGUAGAUUAUUCAGAAGACACUAUUUCCAUCAGUAAUUACCCACUAUCAGCAGCCUUGACAUGUGCUAAGUUGUGUUCUGCAUUUGAAGAAGUAUGGGGAGUCGUUUAA
Molecule: messenger RNA, 708 nt
Organism: Leptosia nina
Lineage: Eukaryota; Metazoa; Arthropoda; Insecta; Lepidoptera; Pieridae
Source: the annotation of a GenBank genome assembly